This is a messenger RNA of Acanthoscelides obtectus, 4830 nucleotides long. The record is from the annotation of a GenBank genome assembly. NCBI's taxonomy places the organism in Eukaryota, Metazoa, Arthropoda, Insecta, Coleoptera, Chrysomelidae.
CCAUUCUCCACAUUUUCGCGCCACAAUGUCUCUGUCUCCUCGAGCAUGAACGACCGCCAUCUUUAGUGCAAUAAUUGGACAAAUCACUCAACAGCAGUAUUGCUGGUCACGUGGUGUUUUAUCUUAGACAUGUGCAUCUCACGUGAGAAUAGGCGUUACUAGUAAAACCACGCUCCUAUUUCAAAUUUGCUACUUGUCAACGUGUAUUAAAUAUCAAUUUCAAAGAUACACGCCAAACCCAUUUUCUGUGUUGACAAACGUCAACUGCAAGUAAUUAUUGAAAUUUUUAGGGGCAAUUAUUCAGAAAUUAGGAAAAAUGGUAAAGUUUCACAUAUACAUUCUACAUUUCAAUCAUAUGCAUUUGGUUGCAAGCAUUAGAUUAUGUUUGUGAAUUUACAGAAUAAGUGUCACACCCACAACUUUGCCCCCAUCAGUCUUGUUCCAAACGUGUGUUGAGGACUCGCCAUUCUAUAUAUAAUGCUUAUUUCAGGGUGAUCAGUUUGACUGUGCUUUGGAUUUGAUGAGGCGUUUGCCUCCACAGCAAAUAGAGAAAAACUUAAGUGAUUUAAUAGAUCUAGUACCAAGCCUUUGUGAGGAUUUACUAUCUUCAGUUGACCAACCCCUAAAAAUCGCAAAAGAUAAGGAAACUGGAAAAGAUUACUUAUUAUGUGAUUACAAUAGGGAUGGUGAUUCUUACAGGUCUCCGUGGUCUAAUACCUAUUACCCACCUUUAGAUGAUGGUUCUAUGCCAUCAGAACGUUUGAGGAAGAUGGAAUUAGAUGCAAAUCAUGCAUUUGAUCAGUAUAGGGAAAUGUAUUUUGAGGGAGGUGUGUCUUCUGUUUACUUUUGGGACUUGGAUCAUGGUUUUGCAGGUGUGAUACUCAUAAAGAAAACUGGUGAUGGUAGUAGAAAAAUCAAAGGGUGUUGGGACUCCUUGCAUGUAGUUGAAGUUCAAGAGAAAAGUACAGGCCGUAACUCCCAUUAUAAAAUGACAUCCACAGCAAUGCUUUGGUUGCAGACGAAUAAACCUGGUUCAGGUACCAUGAAUUUAGGAGGAAGCCUAACUAGGCAGACUGAGCAAGACGCAACAGUGAACGACAUGAAUCCUCACAUUGCAAACAUUGGUCGGAUGGUGGAAGAUAUGGAGAACAAGAUCCGUAAUACCCUGAAUGAGAUCUACUUCAGCAAGACCAAGGAUAUCGUGAACAGCCUAAGAUCUGUGCAAUCGUUAACGGAGAGCCGGCAACAGCAGGCGCUGAAACAAGAUUUAGCGGCGGCACUGCAGCGCAGACACAACAAAACAGACAACUGAUGCAACCUUCAGGUCUAUCAGAUCGAUUAUAAAGCGCUAGAUGGAUAACUUUUCGAGUAUUGUGUCCACUUUCUAUGGAGCUGUACAUAGGCUAGUUGAUGGGGAUACUUGUCUUGCAAACUUCGAUUAUAUAAAAAGUUACAGAAGUUAAAUAUGGAGACCAUUCAGCUAUCGGCCGCAUUCGGUUAGGUCAGGCCUCUCCAACUCGGGUGCCACAAGUGCAGCGCCGAGCACCGCUCACCUCACAGCACAGUGCUGCGGAGUGACUCCGUGAAGGUGGGGAAGGAAUUAGGCAGCGUAAUACGCAUCGCGAGGAAGAUGUGCUAACCGUAGCACCCUGCGAAUAGAAAUGACCCGGGAGCUGGUGGCAUUGAGUAUACCUUUAUCGCGGAUUCGACUAAAUUUAGUAAUAAUAUAUAGUUUUUAAGUAAAUGAACAAGAAGAGCUCAGUAAGAUGUGGCGCAACCUGCCAGAAGUACCUGUCAUACCGACUUAAAGAUACAGCGUGACAAGAGAAUUUCACCGUCCUCACCGAAUCCAAUGAAGCCUAGAAGGUUUGAUGGAAAUUUUGGAAAAACAUGGUAUGACAAACUGAUUUCCGCCAGAAGUUUUUGUCGUACCGACUGAAAGCUAUAGCAGGCAAUGCAAAUAGAUCAAAAUAAUACAUCCUGUUUGUAUGCUUCAUGCUUGCAUUUAAAAGCUCAUUUGAGUCUGUCAGUUUGAUACCGGGCUACUAGAUGUUUGAAAGUAUAUGUAAAAUGAAUAUGAAACGUCAUGACCGUUGAUAUACGUAUAGGUUAUGGUAAAAUCCUACCGUCACGUAUCUUCAAGUCGAUAUGACAGGUACUUUCAUCGGAAUACCAAGCCCUUUUUGUUCAUUUACUUUGAAACUACAUAUUAUUACUAAGUUUAGUAUUGACAUUUGAAUUGGUCUGAUCGAGUUAACGCGCGGGUGAUACAAUAAUGUUCAUAAUUUCGACGUAAACGCAUUUAUUCUUAAGAUGAUCUUUGACAGCGUUCCGAUUCAACAAGUUUACUAAGAUUUGGUACCGUGGCUUGAGCAGUGGAAAUUCUGAGUAUCGCCUCUAAGGACACAUCAGACAAAGACCUGUUUUAAGUUUUGUUCAAAUUCAUUAAAGAAAACAUCUGCUCGCAGAAGUACGUUGUACCGAACAUGGAGCUGUUUCCAAGGCCAGUGCAAGAAUUUUGGGAAAAUCUUGCUGCUUAACACCUUGAUAAAACGAAAUUAAAUUACUAUUGUAGUGGUAGUAUCUAUCCUUAAGGAUCGUAUCGCAUUUAAGCUUAAUCAGUUCCAUUUGGAACUGCGUCGGUUCUGUUUCGAAAAGCACUGAAGAUGGCGUCGUAAAAAUCUCAUUUGCAUUAACAUCUCAACGUCGUCAGUGAUUUAAAAAAAAACUUUAACACUUUUGCGCAGCUUAACCAGCGCGUAACACAGUAAAAGGGUAUGCCACUGUAAGUUGCUUCCAGGUCUUUUAAUAAUACUUCAAACUGCCGUGGUUGAGACCUUGCUUUCUGCAGAACUUGACACAUGUUAUUACUACAUCCAUAAUAGAUUUGAAAUUACGUAAGGUUUUUGCACAUAGUUGUUCCUGAUGUAAUAUGCAGUGUACCGAUGAUAUCGGAGGUAGCCCAGCGUCGCGUACUUUUAUUUUCAUUCGCCCAGUAAAACCUUGUGCUUCCGAUAACAUUGCUGUAGCUCCAUCAGUAACAACAUUACGCAAACUUUUGACUAGUAUACCCAUGUCAUUCAUUGUGUAUUCUACAGCAUCAAAAAUAUCUUCUCUGACCAUUGUAUAUUUGAGCGGGAUAACGUCUAGUAGUUCGUCGAUGAUAGUAAAGACUAUUUCGACACCUCUAACGAAAACAGCUAAUUAUGCUGUAUCAGAAAUGUCUUUACUGUCAUCGAGAACUAUAGAAUACUGCACAAAAUGGGCACAUUUUCCCGCAGUUGUUUUUUUAAAUUUGCACCAAGUUCAAGUAACCGACGAGAAAUUGUUUGUUCGGACAUACUAAUUGUCUCAAAGUUGCUUACAAGAGAUGGGCACAAUAUUUCUGCACACUCCACUAAGCAUUCUUUGACAAGUGCACCGUCGGUAAACGGUCUCCCACUUUUUGCGAUUUUCAAAGCAACAAUACCGUGUGACAAAUUAAACAUUUUGCUUUUCUAUCAAUGACAUAGUUUAAAAAAGAUGCACGUUAAGACGCUAAAAAACCUGUCCACUUUGUCUUGUCCUAUUAAGAAAUGGCCCGCGCCCGAGACCCCGAGAGACAGUCGGCUUAUAUGUUUCUCUCAGUCGCGAAGGCUGUGCGGUCGAGGUGGAGGGGAAACGGCACCGUUGCCGCUGGGUUCUGCACCGGAGCGCACCAGCACCAAGUGCUCGAGUUGGAGAUGCCUGGGUUAGGUUGUGAUUAGUGGAUGAUACUCUUUCUAUAUGUUAAAUUCAGUAACAAACAGUCGUUUUCGGUACUGAGCUGUCCAGCUCCAUCCACUUAAUUUUAUACGAUAAUUCCGAUAUAUGUCUUAUGUAGAUAACCUGAAGUUGACAUAACAAAUGGUACGUAAAUCACAUUAAUCCAAUCUAAACUAUAUUUACCUAAAAUACCAUAAUAGCUGAUAGUCUAAGCCCAGCUUAGAUAACAAUCAGUUAUGAAACUGUCCUGUCAAUGUCAAGAAACUGCGGCCAUGUGGGCGGAGAAUAUCGCAUUAAAACCUCUCUCAUCAUUGUGCUAGGAGAAUUUACAUGCGGUUUUCACCGCCGAAAUGACGGCCGUUUUUGACACUGAGCUGUCCUUAUACUAUGUGGGUAUUUAAUCCAAUGUUUAUAAUGCAAUUUAGCUAAAAGUAUGAAUUUCCAUAGAAUAUAUCAUUAAUGAUAUCUUGCAAGGUGACAUGUCCCUGUUGACUAAGUCAUACAUAUGUAAGUUUUCUUGAUAGCUGAAGUUUAUUAAAUUUUAUGAAAGGAGAAUGUGAAUGAGUCCCUCUUUAUAUUUCUAUAUCAUUUUUAUUUAAUAUGUGAGGCUGGCCCCUUUAGAACAUUUCAAAAUUGUAAGCCAUUUCAUAACCACCCUUCGAAUGAACACUGUCAAUUGCUAGUAUUCAAAUGGUCUGGUUGAACAUUUUUAUCACCAAGCAUUGUUGACAUGUUGGUCCAUCAAAAACUAACGCUUCCUUAAUCUCGUCGGAUCCAUUAUUGUCUGAGAGGUUAAUGCUAUCGGUGGCUGUCACACACGACUCAUCAUAAUCAUAGGAUUGCAUGAACGAAUAAAAGUAUUAUGAAUGCUAAAUAAGUAUCCAGCUGUCAAAGACUUAAAAACGCGACAAGAAGCUAGAAUUUUUAUAUCUGAUAGUUGGGCGUUUUUUUAUUUAAGAAUUUUUAAGAUAAGGCCAAAAGAUGGAGUUGAUAAGAUAUGAACAUUAUAUUAUAUGUCUGGAUAUGAGUUCAUUAAACAUCAUCAAAUCAUUAUACAAUUCUUCUAUUAUUUUAUUUAUAUAAAAU